Molecule: messenger RNA, 2664 nt
Organism: Strongyloides ratti
Lineage: Eukaryota; Metazoa; Nematoda; Chromadorea; Rhabditida; Strongyloididae
Product: Prominin family-containing protein
Exons: 6
Coding region: 1-2664 (887 amino acids)
Cellular component (GO): membrane
Source: RefSeq, a predicted model, not a curated record
AUGAGUCUUCUUGAAAAAAGAUCUCACUUUAUUUUACCUAUUUUUCUUUUAUAUAUUUUUCUUUUCGAUUUAUCAUAUUGUAUUGAAUUUACCACAACAAUUGAUCAAGAAAAAUAUUCAUGUUCUAGUUUUAUUGAUAAUACAUUUGAAGAUAAAGCAUUAAGAUCAUUUUAUAAUAUAUUGAAUGAUAUUAUACUUCAAGUAUCAAAACCAUUUCCACAUCAAGAUUUAUUAAAUAAUGAUGAACUAGAUAAUAUGGGAAAUGGAGUUGUUCAUUCAAUUCAAUAUAAAUCAACAAAAUGGUUUCAAUAUAUUCAGGGAUGGUUAAUAAUAGCAUUUAUAUUUCUUUUUAUAACAUUUAGUUUUCCAAUAUUAUGGAUUAUUUAUCGUAUUUGUUCAUAUUGUUCAAUGACAAAAAAUGAAUCACAAGAGUCAUUAGAUUAUUCUUGUUUUCGUAAAUAUUUUCUUAAUUUUAUUCUAAUAAUUAUUGUUGUUAUUAAAUUAAUUAUAUGUGGUUCAAUAUUUAUGAGUUUAAUAUAUGCUGAGUAUGGUGGUGAUAAAUUACCAGAUCGUAUAGGAACAUGCUUCAAUGAUCUUAGUUUAUAUAAAAGGAAUACUGAUGCUGCUUUUAGAAAUUUAUUGAUAGAAAAUUUUAAAGAACUUAAUGCUUCAAUGGUUAGUUCAAUAUCAAGAGGUGGUAAUGAUAUUAUAGAAAAUGUCAAAAAGAACACUGGUAAUAAUAUUUUAGAUACUAUUAGAAAUAAAACAGAAAUUGUUAAGAGGCUUGUUAAAGAUUUUGAAAACCUUUAUAAUUCAACAGAGGAGGCUGCGAAAGGUGUGAAGAGGUUAAAAAAUGAAUGGGAAAAAUUUAAAAAUUUAUCGAGAAAAGAAUUAAUAGAAUGUAUAGAUAAAAAUCAAAUGCCAGAAAGUGGAGUUUGUAGGAUGUUUAAAGAUCAUUUAGAAACAUUACCUAAUCCAAUUGAAGAAAUACCAAAAAAUGUUAUGUUAAAAGAUUUAAUAAAUUUAUUAAAAGAUUAUGAAAAAGUUAAUCUUAUUGAACAUUUAAAUAGAAUUGAAGCACCAUUUAAUGAAUUAGAAGAUAAGGUUCAAUUAAUUUUAAAUACACAUAAACAUAUUGUAUUUAAUAAAUUAAAAAUUGCUGGUGAUUAUUUAUUUACAUUAUCAGAAAGAAUUACAGCACAAUUAAGAUUACUUGAUUUUAAUAAAUAUUCUACUCAAAUUAUUCAUCAUUUUGGACCAGAUAGUUAUUAUCCAAUAAUUUUAAAAUGGAUAUGGAUUGGUGGAUUAAUUAUAGGAUUUAUUUAUGCUAUUAAUUCUUUAUGUUAUAUGUUAGCUAUUUUAUAUGGUAUAUUUGGUAAAAAGACUGAUUUUUAUGAAACUGAUUGUUGUAGUAAAAGUACAGGUGGAAAAUAUAUGAAUUGUGGAAUAUGGACAUCUAUUAUUACAAUGACAAUACUUUCAAUUAUUACUGUUUUAUUAAUGAUUACUACAACAAAUACAAGUAAUUUAGUUUGUUUACCAUACAAAAACCCAUUUCAAAGGAAUGAUAUUUUAUCUAUGUUAGAGCGUAUAAUACAAAGAACAAAUCAUACUGGAAUUACAAAUGGUGAAUUUGCCAUAUUACGUGAAGGUCGUAUGCCUUCUGAUAUAAUACGUGCCUGUGGUCGUAAUGAAACAUUUUAUAAAAUGUUUGGUCUUGAUAAUACUUACCAUUUUCUUGAUCUUUCUUCAUAUCGUCAAGAAUUUGUUAAUGUUGAAAAAGAAUUAGAACAAUAUAUUCAUAAAAUGACUGGACAGUAUGAUUUUAAAGAAUAUUUAGAUGAUCAAUUUAAAACAGCACUUAGUAUGAUACCAAAUUUAAAUGAUAUUAAUAAAUGGCAAGAUUCACUUAAUACUGAAUCAUUAAAAGAAACAUUAGAAAGAAUGGAUUUAACAACAUAUAUAAAAGAUUUAAAUUUAUUUUUAAGUAAUAAUCCUAUACCAUCACCAAAUAUUGAUGCAAUUAAAAGUUUAAUGGGAAAUCUUGAAUUAUUAGAAAAAGAAAAUGCUUCACCUUUAAGAAAUGAUAUUAGUAAUAUUAUAAAAAAUAUGGAAAAAUUUUCAUUAGAUUUAUCACAAUUAAAUAUAAAUUUUCAAGAUUUACGUGAUCGUUUAAUAAUGGCACAAUCAACAAUUGUUAAAGGACUUCGUUCAGAGAUAUCAUCAUCAACAAAAGAUAUUAUAAAUAAAUGGAAAAAUGAUGUUGAAGAAUAUUUAAGUUAUAUUAAAAAAAAGAUGAAUGAAGAUGUAACGACAUGUAAACCAAUUGCAGAUAUAACAAGAGGAAUAUUUGCUUCAGUAUGUAAUCAAAUAGUUGAUCCAUUAAAUGGUAUCUGGGCUGCAAUGAUGUUAUAUAUAUUUUUAUCAAUACCAAUGAUAAUUAUUGGUAACUAUGUUAUUAAAGAAUACAAAAAUACUUUAUCAUAUAAUAAUUGGAGAAAAAAUAAUAGACUUUUUUCACCUGCAUAUCAAAGUCCAAUUGGUAAUACCUUUGCAACAGAUGCUUUUGAAAUAAGAAAUAAAGAUGUUAAUCCUUAUGGAGUUCCAGCCGAAAUAUUUAAUAAUCCCUCAACAAUAAAACCAUAUGGAAUUUAUAGAAGUUAG